GAAACAAACUAAGUGUUGCAACUACUUCAAUCUCGUUAAUCUCUCUCUCUCACUUAUAAAGACGUUGGCGGAGAAAUGGGUAUUGUACGCACCGAUGAACACCGCAGGUCGGAGAUUGAAAGUUUCCGGCGACUCCUGCUAUCUUGCGCCGGCGCUUGUAAAAGUAAAGAGGAGGAGGAGAUCAGAAACAGUCCCGUCAUGAACGCCGACAACGACGGCGUGGUGCAUGAUAAGGUGGUGUGUGUCACCAGCGGUGUAUCUUUCUUGGGAAUCGCUAUUGUCAACCAGCUACUACUCCGUGGGUAUAACGUUCGCAUCAUUGUUGAUAAUCAAGAUGAUGUAGAUAAUCUAAGAGAGAUGGAAAGAUCUGGAGAGAUGAGGGGAACUAAUAACAGGAUUGGAAUUGUCAUGGCCAAGCUAUACGAAGCCGAGAGUUUAUCAGAUGUAUUUAGUGGUUGCUGCGGAGUUUUUCACACUUCAGCUUUUAUUGACCCUGCUGGGCUCUCUGGCUAUUCUAAAUUUAUGGCUGAUUUAGAGGUGAAGGCAGCAGAGAAUGUAAUCGAGGCAUGCGCAGUAACACCUUCAAUCAGACAUUGUGUGCUUACAUCUUCACUUUUGGCUUGUACAUGGAAAGAUUACUCAGCCAACAAUGUCUCUCCUGUGAUUAAUCAUCAUUGCUGGAGUGAUGAGUCUUUUUGUAUAGAGAAAAAGCUUUGGUAUGCUCUGGGCAAGUUAAGGGCGGAAAAGGCUGCCUGGAGAGUAGCGGAAGAGAGGGGACUGAAGCUGACCACAAUCUGCCCAGGCCUCAUUAGAGGUCCAGAAUUCUUCAACAGAAAUACAACAUCAACUAUCGCUUAUUUAAAAGGUGCGCAAGAAAUGUAUGAAAAAGGACUACUGGCAAGCGUUGAUGUCAAUAGAUUAGCCGAGGCUCAUGUAUGUGUAUUCGAGGAAAUGAGCAGGACAGCCUCUGGAAGGUACAUCUGCUUCGACCAAGUGAUCAAGAACGAGGAAGAGGUAGAAACACUGGCACAGGAGACAGGCAUUCGAGUAAAUUUUAUAUCUGAAACUGAAAAUGCAUCAGGAGAUGCUACUAUACAGUUUCAACUGUCUAAUUUAAAACUUUCCAGACUGAUGUCGAGGGUUAGAAAUUGUAAAAUCACUUUUUAGAAUUCAGCUAAUAAAAUUUUGUUCAAUUGCAAGGCAAA
This is a messenger RNA of Daucus carota subsp. sativus, 1205 nucleotides long. Its product is annotated as cinnamoyl-CoA reductase-like SNL6. Lineage: Eukaryota; Viridiplantae; Streptophyta; Magnoliopsida; Apiales; Apiaceae. Gene Ontology annotation, molecular function: 3-beta-hydroxy-Delta5-steroid dehydrogenase (NAD+) activity. Gene Ontology annotation, biological process: steroid biosynthetic process. The record is from RefSeq and is a predicted model, not a curated record. The transcript has 5 exons. The coding region runs from base 76 to 1167 and encodes 363 amino acids.